UCUCGGCUACGGGGCUACUUUCGUCCCCCAACAUAAGCACAUUCACAGAUGCCUGCGCGCGGCAUGCACAGCUCGCGCGUCACGACAGAUCGACUCGUGAGCGCACCGCGGAACGCGGAGGGACGCGCACAGGAACAGAGGACGCAAAGACAGGACGAGACAGACAGGGAGAGAGAGAGAGGAGGAGAGCAAAAACGAGGUGAAGAGUCACGGUGCCCAAAAGCAUCACUGCACUCCGACGUCUCGCGUUAGAGCGCAAGAGACAGAGAGAGAGAGAAGGAUGAGAGGACAAUAAAACCCUCUCGAUCCGGAGCUUUUUUUUUCAUUCUUUGCUUUCUUUUUCUUAUAAUCUCCAACAUCCGAGGCUUGAAGGCGAGGGUCAGCGGGCAUGACAGAAUAAAAGGAACGGAUGCUCUGAAUACAGCCUGCCUUUCCACAAGGGACAAAGAGAAGAAGAAGGGGGACAGCAAAAAAAAAAAAAAAAAAAAGCAGGAUCUUAAAAUGAGUCCUUCUGCAGCGUGCGCCGGGACACAGUCACACUGAAGCCUCAAGGAGGGGCCAGGCCUGAGGAUGUGACACUGUCCGGAGUUUGGAUUUUGCCAGUGACACAGCUUUCCAUUUGUCUGACCGCCUUCGACUGCACUCUCUCUGGUUGCCAAAAGAAACCAAUUAAAGCAGUCUUGUGACAAAGAGGCCGGGAUUGUGGCGGUGUUCAGCAACGCCAACGCUAAGCAGAAAGGCGCACACCAGAGGAAGGGCCUGUGCUUGCUGCAGACGGGCAGAGGACAUCUUGUCUGGUCUUGGAGUUGCCUGUCUGCGUGAGUGCAUAUGGUAGAUGAAGAGGGAAGAAAUGGUGGCCUGACAUACAAUGGAAAUGUCACCAGUACAAGCCACAUCCAAAAUGCAUCGUGGCAAUUUCAACUGUGAAUCACCAGUGGUGCCAUGAUCCAGUUAUAACUGUGGGUAAUGCCAAGCCACAUAACCGAUCCUGGAGAUGCCGAAGAGAAGAGAUAUUCUUGCCAUUGUGUUGAUUGUGUUACCCUGGACUCUUCUCCUCACUGUUUGGCACCAAAGCGCGAUUGGUUCACUCCUCGCCAUCCGCAAGGCCUGUCACCACCUAGUAAAAGAGAUCUUUAUCAUUCCAGAGAGGCUUGCAGUCAACCACCACCGGCUCUCAGAUGACAGCAUCGAGGGCAAAAAAGAGGCAGGCGGCCAAACGCAGGACUCCAAGGAAUACUGUUCCUCAGAUAAGGACAUUGUGGAGGUGGUGAGGACAGAGUACGUGUACACGCGGCCACCACCCUGGUCCGACGUGCUGCCUACCAUCCACAUCAUCACCCCGACGUACAGUCGCCCGGUGCAGAAGGCAGAGCUGACGCGGCUUGCAAACACUUUCCUCCACAUCCAUAACCUGCACUGGAUCCUCGUCGAGGACUCCCAAAGGACAACUCCUCUUGUCACGCAGCUCCUUAGAGAAACAGGACUCAACUACACCCAUCUCAAUGUGGAGACGCCCAGAAAUUAUAAACUGCGAGGUGACACUCGAGAUCCCAGAAUCCCGAGGGGGACCAUGCAAAGGAACUUGGCCCUGCGGUGGCUGAGGGAGACCUUCAAUGUCAACAGCAGCCAAGCGGGAAUCGUCUACUUUGCUGAUGACGACAACACGUACAGCCUGGAGCUGUUUGAGGAGAUGAGAUCGACUCAGAAAGUUUCAGUGUGGCCCGUGGCCUUUGUGGGUGGAUUGCGCUACGAGUCUCCAAAGGUCAACGCAGCUGGAAAGGUCUACGGCUGGAAGACGGUGUUCGAUCCCCAUCGACCCUUUGCCAUUGACAUGGCUGGUUUUGCCAUCAACCUGAGGCUUAUUCUUUUCAAGCCACAAGCGUAUUUUAAGCUUCGUGGGGUAAAAGGAGGCUACCAAGAGAGCAGUUUGCUCCGAGAACUUGUCACACUCAAUGACCUGGAGCCUAAAGCAGCCAAUUGCACUAAGAUACUUGUCUGGCACACAAGAACAGAGAAGCCUGUCCUUGUAAAUGAAGGGAAAAAAGGAUUCACAGACCCCAACGUGGAGAUUUGACACUUUCUCCAAGACCAGGGUGGUUGGCCUUGGACCUGCAAGAAGGAAAAAAAAGGCUGAGUCUCUUAAAGUGCAGCCAGCAUUCAUGUCUUAAUCAUCAGAAGGAAGAAAAAAGAAGUGGGGGGAGAUUUUGAGGGGGGACUUCAUCCUCUUGGCUGGAAAUUGCAUUUUUAAAAUGCGAACUAAAACAGCGCAAAUGCAUCAUAAUAAAGCACAGACGGCUAAACGGCAA
Messenger RNA from Thalassophryne amazonica, 2306 nucleotides. It is a transcript of the gene b3gat1a, whose product is annotated as beta-1,3-glucuronyltransferase 1 (glucuronosyltransferase P) a. Gene Ontology annotation, cellular component: Golgi membrane. Gene Ontology annotation, molecular function: galactosylgalactosylxylosylprotein 3-beta-glucuronosyltransferase activity. The transcript has 9 exons. The record is from RefSeq and is a predicted model, not a curated record. Gene Ontology annotation, biological process: carbohydrate metabolic process; chondroitin sulfate proteoglycan biosynthetic process. Bases 995 to 2074 code for a protein of 359 amino acids. NCBI's taxonomy places the organism in Eukaryota, Metazoa, Chordata, Actinopteri, Batrachoidiformes, Batrachoididae.